Molecule: messenger RNA, 6162 nt
Organism: Besnoitia besnoiti
Lineage: Eukaryota; Apicomplexa; Conoidasida; Eucoccidiorida; Sarcocystidae
Product: putative adenylate cyclase
Exons: 34
Coding region: 1-6162 (2053 amino acids)
Biological process (GO): intracellular signal transduction; cyclic nucleotide biosynthetic process
Source: RefSeq, a predicted model, not a curated record
AUGGCGGAGAGCACGAGGGAGCGAAUCCUCGGGAAUCUCCUCCAGAACGUCGUGAGCGGUGCAGGGGGCCUGGUGCACGCUGGCUGGCACGGCGUUCAACACGCGAUAAAUCCAAAUGGCGGAUCAGACGACGAUGGAGGGUUACACGGCCGGAAAGCGACGCAGGCGCGCCUGCGCCUGACUCCCGAGCGUCCGCCGCCAAUCGAGGAGGCCCCAGAGACUCUUGCGAAUCAUGGCGACGCCGUGUCUCAAGACUGGCGGUGGUUGGCGCUGCGGUGCGAGCAGCGCCUGAACGCAGUUUUGCAGCAGCGGACUGUAAAACAGCCCAAAGUCGCGGACACACUAGGGCCCUCCUUCGAUAUUCGGCAGUUCGCGUGCUUCAUGCCGCGUACGGUCUUGGAAGCCAUUGCAGAUAAGCGCAUUCGGUACUCCGAUGACUUUGACAUCCAAAUCGAACAGUUCACCGCCGCGGUGGUUUUCUGCGAUGCGAGUGGCUUCACGGCGCUCACUGAAGCGCUCGACUCGAAGCCGAAUGGUGCCGAGCGCCUCGGGAACAUUAUCAACCAUUUCUUCGAUAAAAUUAUCAAGAUCGUUCACUACUGGGGCGGAGAUGUGAUCAAGUUCAGCGGCGAUGCCAUGACCAUCGUAUGGCCAGUGGACGACGAGCAGUCGCCCACUCAAGAAGGAGAUCUUUCACGCGAAGCGUCGCGGAGAGAUGAAGACGGAGGCGACGAGUUCUACAAAAUCGACAGCAAGGUGGCCUGCCAGCUCGCCGUCCAGUGCUGCCUCACGCUCCACCAGACACUCCACGGCUACGCGACGGGGUGCGACGACAAAGUCCUCACACUCCACAUCGGCGUUGGCUUCGGGCAGGUCCACAUUCUCCAGGUUGGAGGCAUCAUGGACAGAUGGGAAUACGUCGUUGCAGGGUCACCGUUAGAGGAAAUUUCCAUCGCAGAGCCGCUGGCUGGAUCAGGCGAGACGGUUGUCUCGCCGUCGGUGGCCUUCGCGCUGGCGGGGACGGCGGACCUCGAGGAAGUCGCCAAGUCGCCGCCCGGGCGCACGUUCUACCGCGUGAAGGGCCUCCACGCGUCGGCGCCUGAGCAGGCGCAGAGCGUCGCGGCGUCGCUCUCGCGCUCGUCGACGCGGGCACUCCUGGGUCUCGACGGAGACGUGCCCGGCGCGCGGCCGCGCGGGGAGGCAAUCCUCCCUGUGCAGCCGCCGCCGCCUCUCGCGCCGAUCGACGUCGAGCCCGACGACAUCGACCUGCUGAGACGAUACAUUCCGCCGGCCGUGUUCCGGCGGUUGACUUCGGGUUGCAAUGUAUUCCUGAACGAGCUGCGAGUGGUAUCUGUCAUGUUUGUCUGCGUUCGCGGCCUCGAUGUCUCAACCAGGACCGGCAGUUUGAUUGCACACAAGCUCAUGAAGAUGACGCAGAAGGCUGCCUACACCAUGGAAGGCUCCGUGAACAAGUUCCUCGUCGACGACAAGGGCGUGUUGCUGCUGGUCAUGUUUGGCUUGCCGCCGGUCUACCAUUUGGAUGAUCCGAUCCGAGCGACCAUGGCGGCCCUUCGCUUAAUCGACGGCAUGAAAGUCCUCGGCCUAGACGCAGGAAUCGGCAUCACAAGCGGGCGCGUCUGGUGUGGGACCGUCGGCAACGACGUGCGAAAGGAAUACACCGCUCUGGGGGACUACGUGAACCUUGCCGCGCGUCUCAUGGGGAAGGCGGGUCCGCGAGAAAUCUUCGUGGACGUCAACACUUUUCAAGCGGCGAGGCAUGCGCUCGAGUUCAAGCAGUUGCCGAGCAUGCACGUAAAGGGCAAAGAACACCCCGUUCAGGUUUUCAUGCCUACCGGAGUUUUGAUCAAUCAGAAGAAGAGCGUGGAAGACCAUCCCUUGCUCUCGUGGCCGCGGUGGAGCGGCAAGAAGCAGCUGAGAGCGAUGAUGCUCCCCGCGGCUCCGUACCUGGACCAGAGCGCGCUGCUCGGCCGAGGAAAGAAGUACGACGCCUUCCGCCCUCCGCUGGAUUAUCCAGUACCUUCCGGGCCCCUCUUCGCUCACGAGUGGUACGAACCCUUCCUGCCGGAGCUGCAGCCCCUCGCGACAGUCGGUGGCGUGAUGGUAAUCAAAGGCAAGGAAGGUCUAGGCACCCACGAGCUCGCCAAGCUCCUCGGACAGAUUGGAAACCGAGACCUCAAGCGCCAGAUGUUCUUCAUCAGCAACAUGCCUGACUCGGUCCAAAUGAACAUCGGCAACGUCCCGCUGCUCGCCUGGAGGAAGCUGUGCACGGAGAUGGUGGAGCGGUGGCGCGUGAGCGACAACCGAGAGAAGAAAGGGUAUUCGAAGAUUGAUAGAGAUAACUCGGUUUACGGGCUGACCAAGGAGCUCAUUCACCCUUCUUUCCACUGGCGCUUGGAGGAUAUGAAGCCGGUGAUUCACGGUCUCGUGCUUCCCUACGAGCUCCCUGAGAAUCAGCGCAUGCUGAAGCAGCGUCUCAAGAACAUCAAGUACUACCAGAAACGGCACGGAGGUCUCCGGCAGCACCCGAUGAUGCUGUCGCCAGCCCUGAACCUGAUUCUGCGGCCUGCGGAAUGGGUGGGCGACGCGGCGGCCGCCGCGGCAGCUGCGGCGCGCAAUAUCACGCCAGUCAGUGCCUUCAUGACGAAGCUGAAUAUGCCGAUACGAGACGACGAUGCUGCUUCAGAAUCGGAAGACUCCGAUGACAGCACUGACGGCCCGCCGCAUCUCGGUCUGGCCAACGUGGCUCGAGGGAGUGGCGAGUCGAUCGCGCCGAUUAUAGCGUCGUUGGUUAACGGCUUCACACUUUACGAAAGCUCGAUCAUUGUCCUGCAUGUUCGGACUGGCACGUCUGUCUUCGCUGAGAUGGACCGCGAGAGCUGGAAAGUCGCCCGCAUGGUGGCCAGAGUGUCUCUCGUGAGGCGGGCGCAUCGCCUCGAAAAUGACAUGAAGGAUCUGAAGGAGUGGCGACGGCUUCACUCCCGGAAGUGCUGGUGGUGCAAAGGCUAUCGGACGCGGGCCGUCGUCGACAGCUCGGGGAAGGUGCAUCUCGUGCAACCGAGUAGCUUGUGUCGGCCUCUCCCCUCACAGUUCUACCAGCCCCUUCUGUUCGUCCUCAUCUGCAGCGAGACAACGGACAACGUCCCGGAACAACAGCAGCUGGUUCAGAUGGCGCGCGACAACAACGCACUCAUCGAGUUGAAGAAGCUCGGUCUCGAGGAGACUGCGGAGUACCUCAGUCACUGUCUGGGCAUCCGGAAGAGCGGGAUCGACACUGGCUUUGUCGAAUACGUGCAGCGUGCCUCUGCAGGUGUGCCGAAGUACGCAUACUUGACGGCGAAGAAGUUAGUGACCGAGCAAGCUGUCCGUUUGACGCCGGAAGGAGGCGUGAAGAGACGGUCUCCGCUGUUGCCCCGUGGCCACAGGGGGUCGCUGCGGCCGGCGGGCGACGGAGACCUGAACGCACGGGCCGGAGAGGGAGGAGACUCCGCUGAUGACGACGGCGACGACGAAGACGAGAGCCAAGAAGAUGAAGAAGAAGACGAGAGAAAAGAGGAAGACGAAGUGGCUAGAUGUGUGUGCGAGCUUAUCGAGAAGGUCCGCGUGCAGCGCGAGGAGAUGGCCAAGGCGGCUCACCACAAGAGCGAAGGAGGCGAAAGUAAUGAAGGCACCCUGGUUCCUGAGCCUAACGAUCGAUGGACCCAUUCGGCUGUCUACGACACUCUGCCGCCCGACGCGCGGCCCCCGGACGCGUCGGCGCUGGCUCGCGACGCUCCAGCCCCGACAGCAUUUGACGCGGCCGUCGUGGAUGAACAUCUCAUGCAGCACUCGAACCUCUACGACCGAGGCCUCGGGCAAUACGGCGGCGGGUCCUUGGGCGCGGACUAUGUGCCGUCUCAGCUGUACCUCGCCGCCAAGUACCGCGAACGUCUGCACGCGGGCGUCUCGCCAGAGACGCAGGCUUCCUCGCCGGGAGCUUCGGAGGCAAGCGGGGGCGGCUGGCCCGCGGGUGGCCGAGCUCAAGGCGGCGGAUUCCUGGCACCCCCUGAGGGCCCGUGGGGGUCGCCGGCGGCCGGGAGAGCGACGCCUUCGCUCUGCGACGGCGUAGGGAAGGGACUGCACACGAUGCACCAAGGCGGUGGCGGUAGGCGGAAGAUGGGGACCGCGGAGCGGCAGCGGUUAGAAGACGACGCGCGGAUCGCUAGAGGGAAGCUGACGCGAGCCGAGUUUGCGUUCUUGCAGAAUGCCCCCUCCUGGGUGCCGCUCGACGAUGUCGACGUCAGGGGCUUGGCUCUGUACAAGAAGCGCCGAUGGGCCGCGGCGCGAAAUCUGGACUGGGACUCGGACGCGGAGUGCGCCGUAGAGUUUGCGAGUGAAGACGGCGCGCCCUUUGGCGACGGCUACCUCAUGUCUGACAGCCAACACGGAGGCACGCGGCGCCGGAAAACGCCGCUGUACACAGGCAUGGUCAUCAAAGCCGACCUCUUGUCUCUGCCGUUCGUUCCCGAGCUGAUUGCCAACUGCAUGUUCACUGUGGAGCGCCUCCAGCCGGAGGAGCAGAUGGUGGCGAAAGUUGCGUCGGUGUUCCCCUGCGCGUUCAACCCCGUCGAGCUCUGUCGAGCAUAUCCGCGGCGAAAGCCUCUGGAAGAAUUCUGCGGGAUCAUCUACCAGCUCAUCAUCAAAGACGUGCUUGAAGUGUGCGACCCGCCCUCGCUGGACGACCUCGCCUCGCUCGCCGUCUCCAUUGGCAUCGACCACGAGGCCUCUGAAGGAGACGAAGCGGCCAAAACGGAUGUGAGGUUGUCGGGAUCUAUAGACGCGAAACAACUGACUCUUCGGCUCUCGCAAGGCAGCUUGUAUAACCCGGCCAAACGUCUCUCGAAUCUCCUGAAUGCUGCGCCGGCUUCCGCUGUGGGGUCGGGUUCUGCGGAAGACACGAGUCGACAAGGAGGAAGCGGGCAGCAGGGGAGCACGCUAUCGCCGCCUCGUGCCGCCGGUGCUGAGGCAAGUCACUCCGCCGCUUCGCUCACCUCCUCAAAGGCUGGGAGUGAGAAGGGUUCUGCGUCUCCAGGGACGAGCGAGCAGAGAAUCCGUCACCAGCCGGCGAGAUACAGUGUGGUAGAGAGUCAAGGCCUGAACCUGGAGGACGCACCUUUCCCUGGCCUCGCUCCCGGGCACGAGCGACGCCCGUCUGUGAUGAAAGCUGGCGGACUCGUAACUCCCCAGCGAAUCGUUGAGGGCUCUCUCGGCGGAGAAAGGGCCACCCCCGCCGAUGCGGCUGGGCGCGGCGCCGGAGGCACCGUCGGACGUGACAGACCCGGGGGCGUUCUCAGUACGGCGAAAGCCGGAGGCGUUGUCUCCAGGGAGCUCUGGGAAACUGUGCUGAUGAACGAGGACGGCUCGGAUGCUUUUUUGAGAUUCAACAGCAUUGCGCUGCAAAGGGUUGUGUCAGACCUUCUCUUGACGGACGAGCGCAAAUGGCUAACACUCGUUUGCAGGCGCAUUAUUGCUCUGCGUUUCGCCGGCUCGCACGAGGCUCCAUCCAAGCCUUCAGGGCAUCCAUCGCAGGGCCAGCCGGCUGCGGCUGCUGCAGGCUCUCUGCGAGAAGAUCGCGACGAGGAUGAGGCGUCUCCACGUUUUGUGAGAGCCAGCCAGUUUGCAUCCGGAGAGGAUACCAUCGAAGAGGGCGAUGAGGAAAAAGCAGAUGAGGACGAUGAAGCCGUAGAAGCUGGUAUUGCCGGAGAGCAGUUCCCUCCGCAGUCUCUGCUGGACACAGCCUUGGCGGCGGAGCGGGAGACGCACGAGCAGGCAGCGAAAGUGGAGCAGGAAAUUGCGGCUAAAGAACAAGAAGAGGAGAUCCAGCGGCUUGUCUCGAAAGCCGUUCUCUCUCGUGGAGGGAGUGGGCACAAUAUAGGCCGGAGUUUGUCCUGCAAAGGGACAGCGACCAUGACCGGCCCCGCCGGGGUCGUGUACCCUGGCGUCCGCGCGCGGGGCGACGCUGAGGAAGGUGGGCCUGCGGCAUGCCUGGCAGCCAACGAAGAGACUCAGGUGGCGAGUCCAUCCAGCCGACGCGGAUCUGGUGCGGAGGAUGGCCAGACAACUGUGACGAAUGGUCACGCGAAAGAACCAGACUUGAGUGAAUAG